AGAUUGGACAUUCGCUGGUUUCCAGGUAAACGUGUGCUGAAGCGUCUUUCACCAGCCUGCAAAAUUUGAAGUGGAAAACGGUUUCGCUACGCAAAUUGAAAAAAAAAAAAACGCGGAAGAAUGGCGGAUAUUAUGGGUUUCAUAAACAGGAUGUUCAAGUCGGCGAUUGAACGGGUGACCAUGCAUGGAGGUCCCGGACGGAACACGGACGAAGUCGACGCCGCCAGCGGCGAGAACUUCACCGUCGUCGGCGCCCGGCGAGACCUCGGCCGGGCCCUGAAGGUCCCCACUUGCCGGGCCCUACAGGUCCCCACUUGCGGCCCCCGAAGCGAGCCGUCGCCUCAACAGUCCCUGGAUUCGACGGCGACUCGACAGCAGCUGACAGACGGCUCGGAGCUGGAGGAGGUGUGCCGCAUCUGCCACGGGUCGCAGGGCCGACUGCGGUCCCUGUGCGGCUGCCGCGGCUCGGUGCGGCUCGUGCACGGGGACUGCCUGAAGAAGUGGCUGGACGUGUCGGGCAGCUCGUGCUGCGAGCUGUGCCGCCGCCGCUACCUGCUGAGCGUGGAGCCGCGCUACUGGCUGCUGCAGUCCGUGUGGGUCUGGCUGUCCACCGAGGUCAGCCCGUGGCAGAUCGUGACGAGCCAGGCCAGCUGGCUGCUCGAGCUGUGCGCGUGCCACAUUUUGGCCUGCUGGCUGGCCCGCGCCGUGCGGAAGGGCGAGAACCAACUCGUCGACCGACAAAACUGGUACGCGCCGGCCGUCGCCGGACUCCUGAGGCUCCUCGUGCGCGUCUACCAGCUGGAGCGCAGCGCCAUGUUCCUGGAGGCGGCUGCCUGGUUGGUCCACUCCUGGUAUCUCUGGUGGCUUACCACGUUCGACGUCGGCGCCUGCGACCCUCUGGACUCCCCUCUGACCGCAGACGCGUCCUUCGAGGACAUCGACUGAAGACCCGGAGCCUUCCAGCAUGUCCUCGGUCCUUCGUCCUUCGCGCUCGGUCGCUUCUCUCGCCUCGAGCUUCAUCCAGCGUCGCUUCCUCAACAGGGAGAUAGAUGUCAAUAAAGUUUUGCUACCGACA
Bacillus rossius redtenbacheri is the source of this 1075-nucleotide messenger RNA. Its product is annotated as E3 ubiquitin-protein ligase MARCHF11-like. NCBI's taxonomy places the organism in Eukaryota, Metazoa, Arthropoda, Insecta, Phasmatodea, Bacillidae. Bases 121 to 945 code for a protein of 274 amino acids. The record is from RefSeq and is a predicted model, not a curated record. The transcript has 5 exons. Gene Ontology annotation, biological process: protein ubiquitination. Gene Ontology annotation, molecular function: zinc ion binding; ubiquitin-protein transferase activity.